UUUCCCAGUUUAGCGCCUCACCUGAAGGAGGUGGUCUGGGAUCAGCAGAGAAGGGGUCCCUGCAAGAUUCAAGGGUGAGCUCUUCAGCAGUGCAACUGCCUGUGCUCUGGAGAAGACACCAUGCCUCGUGGCCAUAAGAGUAAGCUCCGAGCCCGGGAGAAAAAGCGCCAGGCCCAAAAUGAGACCAAAGCCCUAGAGGAUGCUCAAGCUACUGCAGCUAACCACCCCUCCCAGAAUUUGCCUACCAUGGGGACAGAGGACUCUCCACUGUCCUUCCAGGGGGCUGCAGCUGCAGCUUUCACAGAUGCCCAUGGAGAUGGCGAGGGAAAUCCCAGCUCCCCUCAGGCCAGUAAGAGCCUCAGCAAAGAUCCCUUAACAAAGAAGGUGGUCUUAUUGGUGAGGUUCCUGAUGGAAAAGUAUCAAACGAGAGAGCCAGUUACAAAGGCAGACAUGGUGAAUUCUGUUGUCAAAUCGUACAAAAAUCACUUCCCCAAGAUCCUCAAGAGAGCCUCUGCGCUCCUAGAGCUGGCCUUUGGGGUUGACCUGAAGGAAGUGGAUCCCAUCAGGCACUGCUAUGCCUUUAUCAACAAGCUGGAUUUCAGCGUGGAUGAGAGGAUUCUUCAUGAAGACAGCAUGCCCCAGACUGGCUUCCUGAUGAUGGUGCUGAGUGUGAUCUUCCUGAAGGACAACUGUGCCUCCGAGGAGGAGGUCUGGGAAAUGCUGAAUAUGAUGGGGAUAUAUGCUGACAAGACACACUGCAUCUAUGGCCAUCCCAAGAAAGCCCUCACCCAAGAUUUCGUGCAGCUGAAGUACCUGGAGUACCGGCAGGUGGCCAACAGUGAUCCCCCACGCUAUGAAUUCCUGUGGGGCCCCAGAGCCCACGCCGAAGUCACCAAGAUGAAAGCCCUGGAGUUCUUGGCCACCAUCAGUGACACCACCCCCAGUGAUUUAUCACCCUGGUAUGAAGAGGCUUUGAGAGAGGAGGAAGAGAGGUUGCAAGCCAGACUUGCAGCCAAGGGCUCGAAACAGGGCAAGAGCCGCCGAAAGCCCUGCCCCAAGUGAAAGCUAAAAAAAAAAAAUCUUCUCUUUUUGUUUAAAAUAGGCUUGCAAUAUUCUAAUAGUGGAGGGUCAGUUUAGCGCUGGAGAAAAUAAAAAAUAUAUACAUCCUCUUUUCAUUCCUGUCAACAUGUAUAACUUGGAAUUUUACCUUUCUUCCCCCUUUUUAAGCAGAAAUUUCAAAUGCUGCAAUUUGCAGCAGAUUCUUUUCGUUAUGGGAAAACAGGCAGUGGACAUAGUUUGAAGAGUGGCGAGCCUGGCCGGGGCUGGAGAAAGUGCACCGUCAAUAUUAUCUUUGUGCUGCUCUUCUGCGCUGGAACGCUGAGUACUUUCUGCCUCCUCCCUCCCUCCCUGUGCCCUACUCAGCCUCCCAUUCUUUCUUCUUCUUGUUAUCAAAUGCAGUUCCUUUGAGUAGAAAGUUUUAAAAAGCUUCAGAAUGCAGAUUCAUCCGUGGCUUUGGUCACAUAUUUAUUGCUGCUUAAUCGAUCUAAGCCUGGGAGUUUUGUUAUUUUGCAGAAGAAGUGGGUGAACGUUCCUUUAUGCUCAGUGCUCCAGAACAAGAUAAGGAGGCAUUGGAACAGGCCCUUGCUUGGAUGUGAAUGAAAUCAGCAGGAAAUAGUUGGGGUCAAGAAAGAGAGACAGAGAGAGAGAGAAGUCAAUGAGGGUCCGUUCUUGGUAUCCCACAUCAAUCUAUCCCAUUGGUUACUGAAAAUAAAAGAUAUACCCAUGGGUUAUUCAACAAUAUUAAGAGAAAUAAAACUUUU
This is a messenger RNA of Echinops telfairi (small Madagascar hedgehog), 1820 nucleotides long. RefSeq names its product melanoma-associated antigen B18-like. The record is from RefSeq and is a predicted model, not a curated record. Lineage: Eukaryota; Metazoa; Chordata; Mammalia; Afrosoricida; Tenrecidae. Gene Ontology annotation, biological process: negative regulation of transcription by RNA polymerase II. The coding region runs from base 121 to 1062 and encodes 313 amino acids. The transcript has 2 exons. Gene Ontology annotation, cellular component: nucleus.